Exophiala viscosa is the source of this 1564-nucleotide messenger RNA. Its product is annotated as FMN-dependent dehydrogenase. Bases 123 to 1235 code for a protein of 370 amino acids. NCBI's taxonomy places the organism in Eukaryota, Fungi, Ascomycota, Eurotiomycetes, Chaetothyriales, Herpotrichiellaceae. Gene Ontology annotation, molecular function: oxidoreductase activity; FMN binding. The transcript has 9 exons. The record is from RefSeq and is a predicted model, not a curated record.
UCUUGUGAGGCUGAUUCCAACCAUCGAUAUCGAAGACUUCGGUUAAUAUAUGCUAACAGCCUUGCAAGCACACCUGAAGCCAAUAUCUGGUCGCCCGCAGCAGUGCAUACCCUGACAACAUCAUGGCAAACCGAGGUCCUACUUUGGACCCAAAUGUCUUCUCGAUUAGCGACCUUGAGGCGCUUGGGUCAAAGAAGAUCCCCAAAAUGUAUCGUGAAUAUUACAAUGAAGGCGCAAUGGACCUGAUAUCACUACGUGACAAUGUCGCAGCCUUUGAUCGCUACAAGAUUCUGCCACGUGCUCUGCGCAAUGUCAAAGACAUCGAUACCUCGACCACCCUCUUCGGCCAGAAGGUUACAUUCCCCUUAGCAUUCAGCCCUUCUGCGAUGCACAAAUUUGCCCACCCAGACGGAGAAACAGCGAAGUCGAGAGCAGCAUCGAGUAUGAACGUCGGCAUGUGUCUGUCGUCGUAUGCGACAACAUCGCUUGAGGAUGUCAAAGCUCAGGGUAGAGGAAACCCUUACAUGAUGCAAAUGUGCGUUGUCAACGACCGGAAUUUAACCAAGCAGCUUCUUGACAGAGCCGAAGGUGCCGGAUAUAAAGCACUAUUUCUCUCCGUCGAUGUACCAGUCCUGGGUCGUCGUCUCAAUGAAUUCCGGAAUGAGUUCGCCCUUCCAGAAGGCCUUGACUUCCCAAACAUUCUAUCAGGCGGCCUGAAAGAAUUUGCAGAGGGUGAAAACUCGCAUGACUAUGAUGCAAGUUUAGAAUGGGCAGAGAUUAUACCUUGGUUGAGAAGAAACACGAACAUGCAGAUCUGGCUGAAAGGAAUCCUGAAUCCAGCAGACGUACUGCUUGCUAUCGAGCAUGGCGUCGACGGCGUCGUGAUAUCCAACCACGGAGGACGACAACUCGACGGCGUUCCUGCCACUCUCGACUGCCUCGCAGAAUGCGCCCAGGUUGCCAGAGGCCGGAUACAGAUAGUGGUGGACGGAGGAAUUCGGCGAGGUUCGGACAUCUUCAAGGCUCUUGCGCUGGGAGCACAGCACUGCUUCGUCGGACGUAUAGCGAUUUGGGGACUUGCGUACAAGGGGCAGGAAGGGGUGGAGCUUGCGUUGAAGAUCCUGCUGGAGGAGUUCAGGACAACAAUGGCACUCGCAGGCUGUCGUACUGUGAGCGAGAUUACACCGGAGCACCUUACAUUCCUUGGGACUCAUGGACGGUUAUGUAAACUGUGAACAAGUUUGAAUACUCAACAAUCCAUGCAUCGCGUCUGCUCCUGUUCAUCCGCCUGGGCCGCAACUAACAGGCUUGACAUUGGACAUGAAACGGAAAUAAGAUGGUCUGCCGCCACUGUCCUUGCGCUUCUUUUGAGGUUUCCAUAUCACUAGAUUGAUGAUUGAUGCAUGAAUUCCCAACACAUGUAACGAGCUCUACUCAGUGAAAAGAGCAAAAACGUUGCCAUGAACCCUGUCGAUAGGGGUCAUGGUAAGUGAAAGCCGGGUUCGCAGACUUUUUCCGAUUCGGUUCGUUUCGUUCGGUGGGAGUCGAGGUCUUCACGCCUUCU